Messenger RNA from Drosophila arizonae, 1050 nucleotides. RefSeq lists its product as uncharacterized. Lineage: Eukaryota; Metazoa; Arthropoda; Insecta; Diptera; Drosophilidae. The record is from RefSeq and is a predicted model, not a curated record.
UUCAGGUUGAACUGACAGCUUGCUUUAGAUGAUGGAUCUUGCUCCUUACUGCAGGACGGCUUACGUUUGUGGUGUGCUCUGCUCGCCAGUACGAUGCUCAUUAUACAUAUCAACACCAGAGGCUCGCAACGCAUUGAAAAUUUGUCAUCUUACAUAAAUUUCCACGCUCGUCUGACAGCAUCCCUUAUUCGAAUACAAAAUAUUAUCCGACCUCAUUCGUAACAAGCUUUGAAAUUUAAUAUACAUAUAUAAUGACUGCUAAGGCUGCAGUGCUCCUAGUCCUAGUCUGUCUGCUCUGUCCAUCGGCGCCGCAAACUCUGGGCCACAGCAUAGGCAAGAAACGUUCUCUAGCUUCGACCAGCUUACUAUACGAUGACGGGCGCAACAAUGCUAAGGAAGGUUGUGGUAGGAAAGACGAAGGUUGCCACAUAAAACUAUCUCCGAAUGCGGCCACGAGGCAAAAGGCCUCUUGCAUUGCCAUGAAAGCGGCACAGGAAGCGAAAGCUGCCUCAGAUGCCCAGUUGCCAGCCGCGGAAAAUGCAGCGCUUCAGGUGAAGAUUCAGUUGGCCGACAAAGCAUUGGCAGCAGCAAAUGCUGCAGACGCUGCUUUGGCAGGUAAACUGCAAAUCGUUGAGCAACUGGAGUCGGAGGUGCGUGAAGGCGAGCUGGUCGUGGAGGAAGAAAUGGGUUCGCUGCAAGCGACGCAGAGCAACUGCAACGCAGCCGCGCAGGCGGCCAAGCAGGCCGGCGUACAGCUGAAGACCCUCGGCGAGGCGGUUAAGAAUGCCCAGGCCAAUGUGAUCAACUCGGAGCACGCUGCGAAUGGCGCCCAGCAGGAGCUGACCGAGAAACAGCAGCUGGUCGAGGCGGCCAAAAAGCGUGUCGAACUGCUCCUCCGGCAACUCGAUGCCGCACGAACCGAUUACCGGAACACACAAAAGGCGGCCGAGCGUGCCGCAUGCGCCGCCCAGGAAGCCAAGCAGCGCGCGACGCGGGAGCGACGCAAGGCUGAGAUACGUAGCAAGCUGCAUCAGCAUAUGCAGCAGUAAA